Cercospora beticola is the source of this 1679-nucleotide messenger RNA. RefSeq lists its product as uncharacterized. The record is from RefSeq and is a predicted model, not a curated record. NCBI's taxonomy places the organism in Eukaryota, Fungi, Ascomycota, Dothideomycetes, Mycosphaerellales, Mycosphaerellaceae.
GUUCGAGGUUGAGCCGCAGAGCAAUUGUGCUUGUCCCACAGAGCUUGGCCAUAUUCAGCACGAGGCUGCAAAUGUAGCCACUACUUUGGGUAGAGUGCAUACUGGUUCGCAGGGGUUCGCAGGUAGGUGAUACUGACCGUACAUUUAUACGAUCGCAGAACAUCCGCUCCUUGAUCUGCAUGCAAGACCUGUUGCUCAACAUCACGACCCGAUCGCCAGCACAUUUCCGAACCAAGAACUGCCACUCAUAAUUGGGAUUCCAACAUGCCACCCAUGGCAGGAGUCGAGCAAUGCAUUGUCGCCAUUGUCUCAGCUUUUCGUGGUGGGGCCGAGCUUCUGGAAGCGACGUGGGAGCAGAGAUUCGGGAGCAGGCGACUCGCAGAGACUGAGUACGAGCUCCCGGUGAGAGAGAAGACGCUACAGAAUGCCUUGUUCGAUGCCGCGAACGUUUGCCAGUCCAAAAUGAACGAGCGACAACGUCAACUGCAGAAACGUUUCGCCAUUGGAGAUUCUAAUGCCAUGUCAGAGCUCAGCGCAAUAAUGGUCCACUUGCAAGUACAAGUCAUCAAUGCUUUGCAAACUGCGAGAUGUUCCGGAGGCGAUACUCUUGACUUCACGAGCUUGCAGAGCACUGUAAUGAUCAUGAGAAGCAACACGCUGCAAAGUAUGGAACGUCUUAGUCAACGUCUGCUCUCUGGAACAGCGUCCGACGGCAUAGCGAAGCAGCUGUUACAAAGGCGACAAUCUGAUCCAUUCGGCUCGAAGGGGUCAAAUCACUCUAUGAGCUCAACCUCGAUGCACGAUCCUGCAGUGGAACGCCGGCGUCGAUACAGGGCCAGUCUUGGUCCGCUCACCGCCGUCAGUCGAUACGAUUCCCCAACAACAGGAGCAGCAUACAUGCAGUUUCGCGCAGAAGACAGAGUGCACCUUGACCGACUAGCCUCUCUUUGGUCGAUCAGUUCAGUCAGUAGCUGUCGGAGCAUUUCCGAUUCCAGCUCCUCGUGUGGAUCGUCGAUAUCAUCUCAUAUAGGAGAGAUUGAAGUCCCAGAGACUGCACAGGCCACGCGGCGUAUUGUUCUUGCUCCGCGGGUGGAAACGAAGGCGGACGAGGGAGCCAUUCGGAAACCGCCACCAUCAGCGCUGCCUCGCCAUGAUCCAAUACCAGAGGUUCUUCACCAUCCAGCAAAGAAGGACGCGGUUCCGGAUUCUCCCGCUCCUCUUCUCGAAGCGAUGGAUCGCAAAGAUGCAUUGUCAACAAAAUCGCGCAAAAACAAGGGCUAUCAAGCUGUUUCAAAGGUUUUGAGCAGAGUUGCAAACCGUUACAGAAAGUUGCGGUCAUGAGACGCCCUAGUUGUGGACAGCAAAACGGAAACUGGGCAAUACGCUUGCUUUGCGAUCUCUCUCACACGAGCUUGAAUCUGCGGCUGCCUCGCUUGUCGAGGCAGAGUGCCUUAGCUAUGCUGCACAACGCGGAGCUACGAGGAUCAAAAAGGCACUUCAGUUCUUCGGUCAGAGGAGUAUGGAGCUUCAGUCCUGGUUUCUGUUUUGCUUUCCGGCAGCAGACGCCUUUGUUCUCGUAUGCAAGGGUGUUCUGGUAUACAUGGAUAUUUGGUAUAUAUUAGACAUUAUCGUUCUCUAGGACCUAUUCUCUUCUAGCCAUAUUACAUGCUUUUGCGCGA